UUCUGUGAUGCUUGUGGGGUUAGUGGGGGUUUCUUGUCAAAAAUCAAAAUUCUUCAUUUCACACAAACACAAAUUUGGUAAAGAAACCCAUCAAUCAAAUCAAAUCAAUAAUCAAUAAUAAUCAUAAAAUCCAGCAAGCUGCUUCCUUGGAGGUUUUGAAUUCAAGGCUUUGUUUGGUGGGUUCACAAAUAAUCACUACAAAUUUCUUAAGACCCUUUUUUUCUCUUUUGUGGAGCUUUACCAAUUCUCAAUGGAGGUUCCAGAGAUGGAAGGAAAGAUUGAAAGCCAUACAACAUCAGCAGAAGCCUUUGUUGAAGGGGGGAUUCAAGAAGCCUGUCAUGAUGCUUGCAGUAUAUGCCUUGAGGAUUUUUGCGACAGUGAUCCUGCGUCGGUGACUAAUUGCAAGCAUGAGUUCCAUCUACACUGCAUUCUUGAAUGGUGUCAAAGAAGCUCCCAAUGUCCCAUGUGUUGGCAAUCUGUUAGCUUGAAGGAUGCUACCAGUCAAGAAUUGCUUGAAGCAGUAGAGCAGGAGAGGAGCAUAAGGGUUACCCCAUCAAGAAAUGUUGAUAUCUUUCAUCAUCCAUCCCUUGAUGAUCCAGAAUUGCACCAGUUUGAAGAGCGAAUAAUUCAACAUAUAGCUGCUGCGGCAGCAAUGAGGAGAGCACGGCACCUUGGUCACAGGGAAGGUCCUAGUACUCGGUCAUCUUCUCAUGGCCAUCCACAUUUCUUACUAUUCUCGGCACAGUCGAGUGCACAUCCAUCUAGUCCUGAAUCUGUUGCCGGAGAUGGAAAUGAACUGGCUGAAAUCCCUGUAGGAAGUCCAUCUACGCCACUUACAUCUGAUGGAGACGAGCCAUCAACGUCUCAGCUGAUCGCACAUAUUCAAACUCGGAGCCCUUCUUUAGCUCACAGGUCUACUGUCUCGGCUACAAACCGUGAAGGGAUUCAGCCUAAUGAAAGUUCUACCACUCAUUCUUCGACUUUGGACGGAGACAGAGCAGGGCCGUCCGAUCUCCAGUCAUUUUCUGAUUCUUUGAGGUCCAAAUUUAAUGCAAUGUCCCUGAGAUACAAAGAAUCGCUUUCGAAGGGCACAAGGGGAUGGAAAGAGAGGCUGUUCUCUCGAAAUUCUUCUGUGUCAGAACUCGGUUCAGAAGUCAAGAGAGAGUUGAAUGCUGGAAUUGCGAGUGUAUCCCGAUUGAUGGAGCGCCUCGAAUCUAGAGAAAAUAAUAGAGUUGGGGAUGCAUCUUUGUCGAAUCAUUUGGCGGAUUCCUCCAUCCCUGAGACAAGCAACCAGCACAAUGUGGAAGCUCUCCGAAGGAACUCUUCGCGCGGCAAUAAUUCUCAGGCCACUUUUUCUGCUGGCUCAGAUUCAAACUAAGCUUUGUUUUUGUUUCUGUGAAUGCAUACUCCUCAGCAUCUCAUAUUUGAAGGCUAAUUGUUUGCCCAGAAAUGACAUGCUGAGGAGAUUAUGCCUUUAUUAUGUUCUGGUUUUCAAUUUUUUCUUUUA
This is a messenger RNA of Arachis duranensis, 1507 nucleotides long. Its product is annotated as E3 ubiquitin-protein ligase RHF2A. The transcript is spliced from 10 exons. The record is from RefSeq and is a predicted model, not a curated record. The coding region runs from base 251 to 1378 and encodes 375 amino acids. NCBI's taxonomy places the organism in Eukaryota, Viridiplantae, Streptophyta, Magnoliopsida, Fabales, Fabaceae. Gene Ontology annotation, molecular function: ubiquitin-protein transferase activity.